AUGGAUAAACAACUAUUCACUACUCCGGCAUCUGUUCGCCGGAGCUCCGAUGAAGUCAGUUUUGCCGAUACCGUUUUCGGAUUUUGGGAGGAAUUCCAAGACUCGUCGGAAAAUUCUUCCAACUCCGGCAACCAUGAGGCAAUCGACGGUAAUUCCGAAGACGAUGAUAGCAUUUGUACCGUGGAAAAAGAUACAAUUUUUUGGGAAGAACAAGAUCAACUUCUCAAGGCAACUUUGUGCAGAAGUAGCUCAAGUGAGGCAAAGAUUAGGCAAGCUACAAAGGAGAUUAUUAAAGAAUCAAACAUGUCUGAGAUGCUAUGCUUGUGCCGGCCACCGGUGGUGGAAGUAAAGAGUUGCCGGAGUUGUUUGCUUAGAGAAAUUUGUGUCCGAUUAUCGAAUCUCAGUUAUAAUUCCGCAAUUUGCAAAUCUAAAUGGAGUAGUUCAUCAGAGAUUCCAUCAGGGGAGCAUACAUAUUUGGAAGUGACUGAAAAUUCAUCAAAUGCUAAAAGAGGUGUAAUAAAAGUGAUUAUAGAAUUGAACUUCAGAGGUGAAUUUGAGAUGGCGCGUGGUAACGAAGAAUACAAUCAAUUAGUGAAGCGAUUACCAGAACUAUUUGUUGGAAAAUCAGAGAGGUUAAGAGUAUUGGUUAAGAUAAUGUGUUCAGCUGCUAAAAAAUGUAUGAAGGAGAAGAAAUUGCAUUUGGCUCCAUGGAGGAAGCAAAAGUAUAUGCAAGCUAAGUGGGUUGGGAAGUGUGAUAGGUCAUUUUUGGAACCGUUGCCUAAAGUGUAUGAAACUAGGGUGACAAGACCUAAGGCUUCAUUGCUCACUUGUGAUUUGAUGCUAGAAAACAUUGCAAGACGCAAUUGUACCGCAGUUGAAGUUAUCUGA
Lathyrus sativus (Indian pea) is the source of this 888-nucleotide messenger RNA. Lineage: Eukaryota; Viridiplantae; Streptophyta; Magnoliopsida; Fabales; Fabaceae. The record is from the annotation of a GenBank genome assembly.